This is a messenger RNA of Hymenoscyphus albidus, 1548 nucleotides long. The record is from the annotation of a GenBank genome assembly. NCBI's taxonomy places the organism in Eukaryota, Fungi, Ascomycota, Leotiomycetes, Helotiales, Helotiaceae.
CGGCCCCUGCAGCUGCGAGCUUUUAGCACCACACCGGUCGCCGAGGUCCUCGUGGAGCGUUAAGUCGUCAUCAACACCGCCGCACCUCAGCUUGUCAACUUCUCUCAACCUCACUUUACUCCCCUUCAGUCCAAGUACUCCAUAUCAACCUUGGAUAUCACCUUUCACCAACGUUGCCGCCAACACUCGCCUACCCCGCGUAUCAGUGUUAGUCUCGCUUCCUGAUCCCGACCGCUCGCGAACCAAAACGGAGGUAUGUGUGUGUAUGUCUCAAAUCCUGUCCAGGACAUCCCACCUCAAUGUUUCAAAGAAUGCCCAUACCGAGAAAAUCGAAGUGUUGAUUCUGACAGGUCUUGAUAUAAAAGGUUCCGUCGCCACUUACUACCGGUCAUCUCAUACAGUGAUUUUGUAUACCAACUUCCAUCAUGUUUGGCGGUGGACUUCGUAGGUUCGAUUGAAUUCCUCCCUUGCGAAUAAAAUCAACUGACAGCUUCAAAAGGCGGUAUCAUGGGCCUUGUGUCCCUGAUAUUGAUUGCCGGAUCGAUAGUCCUCAUGUUUUUCGUCAUCCUAAGUGGAGUGACUGGUACCACACCUCUUGAUAAGACCUAUUUCCUAGAAGCCGAUACUACUAGGAUCGACGGGCCCCGUCCCAUCUCACAAUGGACAUACUUUUAUAUCUGCGGCCCAGGAAAUACUGAUUGCGGAUCUCCCGUCCCAGCUUUACCAAUUGGAUACGCUUGGAAUGGCGGGAACCAGGGUGCACCUUUUGAAUUGGUGGGGUAUGUUAUGAUCCUUGAAAUAUACUUCUUCACAUGCUAACCUAAUAACAUAGCGAUUACGGUAAGGGUACUACAAGCAAAUACUUUUGGUACAUGUGGCGAUUUGGCUGGGUUUUCUACCUAAUGGGUCUCAUCUUCAAUGUCAUCAGUUUCUUCACUUGUCUCCUGGCACCCUUUAGUCGCCUUGCCUCUGGGGUUUCCGGCUUCUUUGUCGCAAACGCUCUUUUUUGGUUCACCAUUGCAGCUUCAUUGAUGACGUACGUAUCCUAGAUAUCAGAAGCUGGGGUUGUUUACUGAUUUUCAAAUAGAACUGUAUUUGUCAAGGCUCGAGAUGUCCUCAUCAAUAACGGACAUCCAGCACGUGUUGGCCGCUGGGCCUUUGGUUUUACCUGGGGCGCAUGGGCUGCCAUGUUUUUAGCUACCAUCUUUCUCUUUCUGGGCUGUGGAGCAGGUGGUAGCAGCAGCAGAAGUGUUCCAACUACUCGCGGUGGUAUCUUUACCCGCUCAAAACAUGGAAGCAGACGCUCUCGAGGCUCUUUCAUCGAUACUGAUGGUACAAGACGGGUCAAAGAUGAUUAUGCAUAAGGCAUCAAUUCGAGUGAAGAAUUGGAAGUGGAAAUUAUGAAAGAGAAUGAGAAAACGACGGAUUGGGUCUUGAUUGAUUUGGAAGAUUGCGAUGAACAAUGGAUGAAUAGGGUGCAUGUAGAGUUUCCGGGUGGUCUCAGCAUUUAAAUUACUUAAUGUCUAGGUAGCAAUAUAAGAAAUUAAC